This is a messenger RNA of Cladophialophora psammophila CBS 110553, 2367 nucleotides long. RefSeq lists its product as uncharacterized. The transcript has a single exon. The record is from RefSeq and is a predicted model, not a curated record. Gene Ontology annotation, molecular function: protein binding. The coding region runs from base 1 to 2367 and encodes 788 amino acids. NCBI's taxonomy places the organism in Eukaryota, Fungi, Ascomycota, Eurotiomycetes, Chaetothyriales, Herpotrichiellaceae.
AUGACUCUAAUCAUCGAUGCUUUAGAUCAAUGCAGCGAAUGCCACGACAGAGAUCUUCUUGCGCUCACACUAUCAGCUAUCUCGACGAAUGCCGACCAUUCAGUUAUACUGACAUCCAGAGAGCAGCCAACCAUAGGAAAUACGUACCUGAUCGAAUUGACGGCUGAUAAAACAAUUUCGGACAUUGAACUUUAUGCAAAACAAGAGAUCUCGCGAUCCCCACAACUACAGAAGAUCCAGCACGAGAUCAUGAAUCGAAUCGAGCGAGAUAGCCUAGGAAGUUUUCUCUGGGUGCAUCUACUCUUGAGCCACAUUCGGCAGGGCCCCAGUCUUCAGACCCGCCGGCGGCGACUAGAAACCUUCCCAACUGAACUUGAACGAGUCUACAAAGAGGUCAUUAGGGACAGUGCUGAAAGGUUCGACGUGCAUGAUCAAAAUCGGCAGACGCUCAUUCUCAGGGUGCUUGCUGCAGCGCGGUCGUGUCUGACCCUUCAGACCCUAUUUGUAAUCAUUGAUGAUGGUGGUGACGAUGACGACGAGGUCACGGAAUCCUCGCGCAGCGACGAGGACUUGGCGGGGGAUGCUAUUGCAUUGUGCUCUUCGCUAGUCCGAGUUCGAGGGUCUUGUGUGGGGCUCACUCACCGCACCCUCAAGGAUUACAUUUACAAGGACGCAAGGUCGGAGGAUCCUGACCUGUUUCUGGCCAAGAAAUGCCUUGAGAAACUGACCAGCAAAAUGUACCAGUCUUGGAAGGUUGCAUUACGGCUGCUGCGGAAGCAUCUGUUGCCGCCUCACAUGCUCACAGAUGGUGACGACGAUCUACCAUUUAAAGAAUCAGUGUUUUACGAGUAUGCAGUCCUUCAUUGGCACGAGCACGUGUCGGCGCUUCGGAUGCCUCCAGACAAUGUCCUUGAUUUACUUUCUCGAUUUUUACGAGGAAUUGAGGGUGUCACUUGGUCAGAAAGCCUGUUUGAGGCGAGACAAAAGAGCGGCAUUGCCUCACAACUGGUGGUCCAAACUUUGCUUAAGACCUGGUAUGACGGCCUCGACGAGGGCACCCAACAGAAGAUUCCCAUCAAAGACUAUUUUAUCAAGCCACAUGAAAGACUGCAAAAAGAGUUGGAGGAGAAUGCAGAAGAUAACGUGGCCCCCUAUCUCCCAUUCAUGCGGCUCGGGCAAUUUUUCAAUCUCGGAGGCCGGUCGCAGGAGGACUGGCAGAAAGGCUUCUUAUACAAGCAGGCGGUGGCGGCAGGAUUCGAAAGUAGUUUGGGUGCUCGACAUCCGCUGACCCUCCGGACGAAAACAAGCAUGCUCCAAGAGUUCUUUUGGCAAAGGCGAUUCGAAGAGGCAGAGAAAGAGCUGUUAAAGGUUGCAUCCGUGCAAAGAGAAAUUUAUGACCAGGACAACGUUGAUCUUUAUGUUACUAUUCAAUUACUAGGCUACGCACAAUACUCUUGUGCAAAGUUCGAUGAGGCCACGGUAAGCCUUGGUGAGACCGAGGAGGCUUUUAAACGCUUGGAGGGUGGAAAUUCCAUGAAUGGUCUGGUGACAAGACUUUAUCAAGGGUACGUGCUGGAAAAACAGGGAAACCUGGACGCGGCGCGAACGAAUUAUGAUACAAUACUCACUGAAUGGACUCCGAUCGGGGGCGAUGCUCAUCCUCUAUCGAUCAUGGCGCGAACGGCACUGGGCAUGGUUUGCCGUAAAUUGGAGGAUUAUCCAACAGCGGAACGAGCUCUGCUGGAUGCUUGGAGGCAGAGACGAAGAAUCUUCGGCGACGACCUGAAUCUGACCGUCGAUACUGUCCUGUCUCUAGCCCUCGAAUAUCGAGACACGGCAGAGCUGGAUGAUGCCAACAAAACUCUAGAGGCGAUCAGAUCUUCCAAGAUAUUGGUAACCGAUUUUGAGCGGACAUGUCAGUGGCAGUACAUCACGUCCCUAAUAGAUUUCGACCGUGGAUCCUAUGACCGACCUAGGAUGGCUCUUCAAAAGCUCAUUGAUCAGAGUACCGGUAUCAGCAGGGAGAAAAACAAUAGAUCGCUGCUCUGGAUCCGCUUAACACUGGCAACUGUGCUGCGACAACACAAACAUCCAGGCGAAGCUGCAGCAUUGUUCAGCGAGAUUGUGGAGCCAAUGGAUGAGGCGGAGAGAUGCUUCGCGUUUGUACCGGAACCACCUGAAAGGUUAGCCAUUGCGGAACAAGCGUUACGGCUUGUGCAGAAGACUCGGCAAGCUGAGGCUAACGCACUUCUCUGUGCAAACAAACUCCAAUGGGUCCGUGAAAGGGAUUUCGAUAUCUUGCAAGGGGGUCCAGUCACCGAUAUAGCUGUUGUUAAGCCGGUUGUGACGAUUGUAACUGAAUCCUAG